Rhodotorula graminis WP1 is the source of this 909-nucleotide messenger RNA. RefSeq lists its product as uncharacterized. Gene Ontology annotation, biological process: phosphorelay signal transduction system; phosphorylation. The coding region runs from base 16 to 663 and encodes 215 amino acids. Lineage: Eukaryota; Fungi; Basidiomycota; Microbotryomycetes; Sporidiobolales; Sporidiobolaceae. Gene Ontology annotation, molecular function: histidine phosphotransfer kinase activity; protein histidine kinase binding. The record is from RefSeq and is a predicted model, not a curated record. Gene Ontology annotation, cellular component: nucleus; cytoplasm. The transcript is spliced from 3 exons.
GCUGCACAGAGCUACAUGGCCACGACUGCCACCGCACCAACUACGGCCAAGCCCCCGGCCGCGAGCGCCAUCGCCUCGUCCCCCGACGCCGCCGCCGCCGCCGACCGCUCGUCGUCGCCCGCCGACCUCAAGCCCCCCUCGUCCACCACCGCGGGCCCGCCCUCGACCGCCACGGUCGCCGCAGGCGAGCAGGCGACUGGACCUGCCGACACGGGCGCCGAGGCAGGGCCGGCAGAGAGCGAGGCCGACGUUGGACCGGCGGGGACGGGCUCUGUCGUCGACAUGGACGUCUUUGGCCAACUGCUCGAGAUUGAUGACGACGAGGAGCACGAGUUCUCCAAGACGCUCGCGUUCGACUACAUCACCCAGGCCGACGCCACGUUCCAGGAGAUCGAGGAGGCCCUCGCGAGCAAGGACCUCGACGCCCUGUCGCGCAAGGGCCACUUCCUCAAGGGUUCGUCGGCCGCGCUCGGCCUGCAGCGCGUCCAGCACUCGUGCGAGGCGAUGCAGCACUUUGGCAAGAAGCGCGACGCGCACGGCGAGGGCCCCGAGGUGAGCGACGACGAGGCGCUCGCAAGGUGCCGGGCGCUCCUCGUCCGGCUCAAGAAGGAGCAGGAGGAGGCGAGGACCUGGCUCGAGGAUUUUUUCGCGACGGGCGAGUGAGUCGGGUUCCGAAGAAGGAGAAGCUUGGGCGGACACGGUCGAGGAGGAGGAGGAGGAGGAGCGUUCGUCGAGGAGGGAGGAGGGAGGAAGGCUUGCUGCAGCCGCACCCUGUCGUUUGAGCCCGCUUUUUGAGUGCCUCCGCGUGUACAUAGUUCUCUCGACACUCGCAACCCAAACCCUUUCGAGCCACUGUUGCGCCGUGUGCGAGACAGAGAUCUCGCGCCAAGUGGGCGGUGCAGCUCUCCC